UUUUCUUCACCUUAUCUCCGUUCUACUUCUCUCCAAUUUUCCCUUUUUUUUAACACUCCAAAUUAAACAACCUCUACUGAAAUUUCCUCUAUUACACUCACCACCACCAUGUUCACCGCAACCAAAGUAGCUUUCACAUUAACACCCCCUCGUCCAUGUUCUACACCUCCCCCAACACCUUCCGUUCCAAUCUCUUCUUCUCUUUCUCGUCCUCACCUUAUUCACUUCAACUCCCGUCGAUUAUGCCUUCGCCGGAGACUUUUCCUACUUUCACCUAAAGCCACCGCAGAUCAACAAGGGAAGGUUGAAGAAUUUGAAGGAGAUGCUGUUGAUAGUAAUGUUCUUCCGUAUUGUAGCAUAGAUAAAAAAGAUAAGAAAUCCGUUGGUGAACUCGAGCAAGAGUUUCUUCAAGCGCUCCAAUCGUUCUACUAUGAGGGAAAGGCCAUUAUGUCGAAUGAAGAAUUUGAUAAUCUCAAGGAAGAACUCAUGUGGGAAGGAAGCAGUGUUGUUAUGCUAAGUUCGGAUGAACAGAAAUUUCUUGAAGCUUCUAUGGCAUAUGUGUCUGGAAAUCCAAUUUUGAAUGACAAAGAGUAUGAUGAGUUGAAAAUGAGGCUAAAGAGGGAAGGGAGUGAAAUUGUUGUUGAGGGUCCAAGGUGCAGUCUUCGAAGUAAAAAGGUUUACAGUGACCUGUCUGUUGACUAUUUAAAGAUGUUUCUGCUGAAUGUCCCAGCCACCGUGAUUGCAUUAGGAUUGUUCUUCUUCCUUGAUGAUCUGACUGGAUUUGAAAUCACUUACUUGCUGGAGCUUCCGGAGCCUUUUAGUUUCAUUUUCACUUGGUUUGCGGCUGUUCCUCUCAUCGUAUAUCUAGCUCUAUCACUAACAAGGGCCAUUAUUAAAGAUUUUGUGAUUUUAAAGGGUCCCUGUCCAAACUGCGGAACUGAAAAUACCUCCUUCUUUGGGACUAUACUGUCAAUUUCAAGUGGUGGUUCCGACAACAAAGUCAAAUGCUCUGAAUGUGCAACUGAAAUGGUGUAUGAUUCAACUACAAGAUUGAUUACAUUGCCAGAAGGAAGUAAAUAAGUAAAGCCUAAGUGGAGGUAUUCCUGGAACCACAUUCGUUGUUUAAGCAAUGGAAGCUCAUUAAUGGGAGUUACUGUGAAAGUGACAAAUUUACCAAUCAGCAACGUGUUGUGUUAUGUGUCAUGUUAUCACUGUCACACAUAAUAGUUUGAAUGUGUCACUAUUCUACUUGUAAGUAUAUGGGCUUUGGAUACUUGUAAGUAAUAUGGACUCUGUAUAGCAUACACUGCAUUGUUUACUGGAAGAGUUAUGAGGGUGCUUAACACCAUCAAUGAGUCUAACCUAAAUAAUGUGUGUAAGGAGUUUUGCUACACGCUUUUCAAGAAUUUCCUUGUCUGCAAA
Messenger RNA from Vicia villosa (hairy vetch), 1422 nucleotides. RefSeq names its product PGR5-like protein 1B, chloroplastic. Gene Ontology annotation, biological process: photosynthetic electron transport in photosystem I. The transcript is spliced from 11 exons. The record is from RefSeq and is a predicted model, not a curated record. Gene Ontology annotation, cellular component: chloroplast thylakoid membrane. Gene Ontology annotation, molecular function: oxidoreductase activity, acting on iron-sulfur proteins as donors. Bases 109 to 1080 code for a protein of 323 amino acids. Lineage: Eukaryota; Viridiplantae; Streptophyta; Magnoliopsida; Fabales; Fabaceae.